AUGUCAGUAGGCCAUCUUGGCUUAGGGAUCUACUCUGCUUACCAAACAGCUGAUGGCGACCAUUCCGAAAACUUCAGCGAGACCACUUGCGGAGGAGCAUCGUACGAGGAGCCUGAGAUACCGGCCCUAUCGAAGGCGAUGCCUUCACAACCGGAAGUCAACUCCGUAACCCCCCGGUUGCAAGAUCAGACAGAGCCCAAUGGAAACGUGUAUGGACUCACUCCGACCGACCUCCUCGAGAUCUCGACUGCACUUGUCACGCAAAAGCUCACAUGUCCGGGGCCUCUCUUGUUGACAGAGCCGUUUUUUCCGCCUGCCAAACCAUUCAUCACUGUCCCAAUCACCACUCAACUCUGUCUUUACCUUCGCAACCAACGCAGACGGGUUAUGUAG
Molecule: messenger RNA, 393 nt
Organism: Aspergillus mulundensis
Lineage: Eukaryota; Fungi; Ascomycota; Eurotiomycetes; Eurotiales; Aspergillaceae
Exons: 2
Coding region: 1-393 (130 amino acids)
Source: RefSeq, a predicted model, not a curated record